This is a messenger RNA of Prorocentrum cordatum, 593 nucleotides long. The record is from the annotation of a GenBank genome assembly. NCBI's taxonomy places the organism in Eukaryota, Dinophyceae, Prorocentrales, Prorocentraceae.
CCGCGUCUCGCGCGCUGGCGCGGGCCACGCAGAGGUCCAGCUCCGCCCGCCUCUCGGCGCCCUGCGCGGCCGCGCCCCGCCGGCCCCAGAGCAGCGAGGCGGAGAGCCCGGCGAGGACCAGCGCAAGGGGGACGAGGACGCACGAGGAUAGCAGAUAGAGCAUCGACCAGGGCGAGAUGAUGGCCUCUGUCACCAGCGGGUCGGCCACCUCCGCAGGCCAACUGCGGGCGGGCUUCCUCCUCAUCCUCCGGCCGCCCUGCUGCAGGCUGUACAGCGUGCUCAAGUACGUCCCGGAGUCGGUGCCCAGGUGCGCACACAGCAGCACCAGCCCCAGCACCACAGAGGCGACGACCACCAGAAGAGAGCAGACCGAGUACUGGAGCCAGUGGUCGCGGACCAGGAGAUCUCGACGGGCCCGCACCUCACCGAUCCAAACCAGACCUCCGCCCCCAGCCCCUGUUCGUCCGUCGUCGGUUUGGGGCACAGGCGCCUGCCCCACUGGCGCGGCCACGGGGGUCUGGACUCUCCACGGCCACGGUAAUAUGUGAAGAACUAUAAGGCUACAGGGCUAUGUGGCUAUAUGGCUGUAGGGC